Molecule: messenger RNA, 1109 nt
Organism: Oncorhynchus gorbuscha (pink salmon)
Lineage: Eukaryota; Metazoa; Chordata; Actinopteri; Salmoniformes; Salmonidae
Product: calponin-3-like
Exons: 3
Biological process (GO): actomyosin structure organization
Molecular function (GO): actin binding
Source: RefSeq, a predicted model, not a curated record
GCAAAGACCAAAGGCAUUCACACAUCGUGUGACAUUGGUGUAAAAUACGCAGACAAACAGAAACGCCAUUUUGAUGACAAGAAGAUCAAGGCUGGACAGUGUGUCAUCGGACUGCAGAUGGGGACCAACAAGUGUGCAAGCCAGGCUGGUAUGACAGCGUACGGGACCAGGAGACAUCUUUACGACCCAAAGACCCAGACAGACAAGCCUUACGACCAGACCACCAUCAGUCUGCAGAUGGGCACCAACAAAGGAGCCAGCCAGGCCGGUAUGUCCUGCCCGGGAACGCGUCGUGACAUCUUCGACAAUAAGCAGGUGCAGCAAGUGGACAACUCCACCAUAUCCUUGCAGAUGGGCACCAACAAGGCAGCGUCCCAGAAGGGCAUGAGCGCAUAUGGCCUAGGACGCCAGGUGUACAACCCCAAGUACUGCGGCUCGCCCACCGAGCCUGUCAUCCAUGCCGACGGGAGCCUGGGCACCAACUGCUCAGAGAUCAGCGACAGUGACUAUCAGGCUAAGGAGUUCCUCCACGAGGGAGAGGGGGAGGAGUACCCAGUGGCUUAUCAUGAAGAGGACGACUACAGCGACGUGGCCCACUACAACGAGGUCGACCAGGGCAUCGACUAUUAGGGCUGUCCCCUCAGGGCCACUAGCCUGGUCCCAAAUCUGUCUGUGCUGCCUGGCUAAUCCGGCUCCACCAUAACAGCCGCUAGACGGAACAGUUAAACAGUGUAUUUUAUCCACGACAAACAGAUCCAGUCUUUUUCCUCGGUAGCCUUCUUUUUAUUGUUGUUUUUAAACUGAAGCAUAAGAGAGGAAAUGUUGCCUUGAGUUCAUUACUUCUUCACCUCCUCCCAACUCUUCUUCCAUUAUGAGCAGCAGUGGUUUCAGUCAGUUAAAGUAUGUAAUGUCCUGAGAUCCAGUGUUUAGGAUGUGCGAUAUUAGGAUUGAGAACAUUCCUUCUAAAUCGACUGGUACAUUAUGAGGUAUGGGACAUUGUGGACGUAAAUGUUGUAUCAUCUGCAGCCAUUUCAUGUUUUUUAUCCCCAGACUGCUUUACUCAUCCCUUUAAAGGAAUUCACACAAUUAAAAUUAAAAGGUUCACCAGC